AGGGGCUGGGUUGAAUCCAAUUGAUUCGAAAAAAGAAAAUUUUUCAACUCCCACCUGGUGUAAUAUUCUUGGAAAAUAAAUUCACCUUGGGUUAGCAUUCCAACAUCUCCCAACGCUGAUUGCUGGUCCGUCGUGCAAACUGGCGCGCUUUCCUCCAGCUGCCUCUUUCAGCUGAAUGUUGAAGUCUACUUAAACUGCGUAGCUACGGGAAAGAUGAGCACAUAGAAGAUACAAAAAAGAGCACGCUAGUUUAUUUGCUUUUUGUUGAAUUUGAGGAACGAAACGACGACAUCUUCUUGUCCAGCCAGUCGUCACUGCGUUGUCCUCGACGGCACCACGAGCCCGGUGGGCCGACGCAUCUUUCGGGCGUGGUAGGAGCCAACACAUUCAUCACACCGCUCAGCUUGCACCACUUUGGCUGUAGUCAAGAUGAUGGCAGUAGACGCUGGCAGCCUGGAGGAGGGCCUCCAAAGGAUGCACCAGCGGAUAUCGCAGGAGAGCAGUGAAAAGGAGAGCUACAAAAUGGAUGCCGCGCAGCUGCGAAGAAUAGUCGAACUGCACAUGCGGCAACUAAGUACUUCUUGUGGUUUGAUGCAAGCGCACAUAGACAUCUUGUUUAUCCGCUCACUAAACAAGUAUUCUUUUUCUGGGCAUAGGCCAUGUUUUCUGCUACGAGUUCGCAACUAGACGCAGGAUUAGGAUAAAAACGAAAAAAAUCAGGUUCGCUGAUGCACGGGAACUGGUCCUCGGACACAUUUGACCGCUUGAAGAACAGCGUGAAGACCUUUGACCAGGAGAUAAAGGGCCGGUGCGCGCUCUCCGAGGCCGAGCUGCGGCAGAUCAAAUCGGCGUCCAGCAGUUCGGGCGACCCGCACCGGGAUGCGCAACAGCGAAGCUACGAGGUGCUCCGGACCUCUUUAGUUGAAACGCAGAAAAGGUGUCAGUCCUACAACGAAAACAUGUUGCGCGUCGCCCACGCCAACGAUGAGCUGGCGCAGACGCUGAAUACCGUGAAGAACACGAACAAGAGACUCGUCGACCAGUUGCAGUAUCAGCAGGAAGAAGUGUCGCAACUCGUCAGUCAGCGCAUCCUGGACGAGGAAAAGCUGGAGUACAUGAAGAACCAGUUCGAUAAGGAACAAGAGGGCUGGAGACAAGAAAUAGGCACGAAGUUAGACGACUUGUCGAAGCUCCAGGAAGAGAAGUUCGACCACAUGAAAACGCAGCUGACCGACCAACUCAGCUACUGCGUGAACAGGUACUGUGAGGUAGACCGUAUAAUUUCUUUUCUGUGCAUUCGUAUUCGACUAGUGAACAGCAGCGAACCAGCUGCACUAGGUGUGAGCCCCAGGGCAUCGCUAUUCAUCGAUCUGUCAGGUUAAAGCAGCACGCGGCCGACGCUGGCACGCUGCGCACGGUCCAGGGGGAGAUUAAGGAGGACAUGCGCAAUAUGGCGGACCACGUGGGUCAGGAUUUGCGGAAGGCCAUGCGCGUCUUCUCCGACCAGCUGCACAACCUCGCAACAAAAAGGACGGAAGAGGUAACCCGCCUGAAUGACAUGGUGCACAAGGUCGGGAUCGAGUUGCAGGCGAAAAAGGAACUCCGAGAGAAGGACGGCGAGCACUGGUCCGCGAAGUACAACAGCCUGGUGAAGGAAAAGGACGACUUGGUCAAGAAAAUGGACGAGGACAUGCUCCUAUCAAGUGCAAAAAUGUCUGGGUCUGGAAGAGUGUACACUUGUCAUGCAGAUUUUCCAUGACCCAUGAGGUUUGGAAUGCGGCACUUAGCAUGACAGACUCUGCGAGGUCUCCGCCAUGUCUAUCCUGCAUGAGAAACUCCCUUCCAACUUGGUCGAAGGUGGACAGCUUUUGGCACUCAUGCAACACAGAUUUUUGUAUGCUUCAGGUUCAGAUUUACCAUGACAAGUUACCACCUUCCAGACCCAGACAUAUUUGCAAUUCAUAGCUCCGGGUGCAGUACGAAAUCCAAGAACUGGAUAAGCAAAGAGCAGUGAACAGAGAAGACUUCGAGGAGCAGAGGCGGAUACUCCAUGGGGAGUGCGAGGAACUGGAGAGAAAAAAAGUAUUGACUUUUGCUUUGUUUCAGCUGAUGCUCGUCGAGGGGCUUUGCAAUGCCAAAUAAUUUUGUUCCGUGACGACCAAGACCAUAAAAAUUCAAGCUGCUCGGGUGGAUGAACUAUGCAAAUUCAAAUUGAAACUACAUCAGGCUUCUCUCACCGGUAUGAUAGAGACCGCGCGCAGGCAUUGUGUCCAGCUCGACGCGGCCAACGCCCGAUUGGAGGAAGACAGGCAAACGCUCUUUGAAUCGGAGAAACAGCACCGCAACGACAUCCGGGAGUCCGACCAGGCGCUGUCUGACGCCGUCGCGGGGAAUGAGCGACUUCGCGAGCAGAUGGAGGAAGCGCGGGUGAGUAUGCAAUGCAAAAGCAUCCUACUAGUAGUAGUAAUUGCAAUACAAAUUGGCUCAGCAUUACAAAUUGAACUUGUAAUGCGGAUUUGCCUUAAGAUUUGUCAUGCAUAAAUGCAAUUAGUACGAGUCGAGUGCGAUACUUUUGCAAUGCACAGUGAGUGCGCAACAGCAAAACGAACGGGACCAGCAAGUUUUAAAAGACACUUUUGAAACGAAAAUCCGCGAUCUGAAGCAGUCCCACGAGCAAAAUGUGGCAUACAUGGAGCAACAGGUGCGGAAUCUCGAAAGUUCUGUGGCAACCAGGUACGGGGACGUGGACGAGGCGAGGCAUGCCUGUGACAAGUUGCAGGUGGAGUCCACAAACAUGCAGAGAGACGUCGCGUAUUGGCAGAGUCAGCACGAACUGGCCAGCACAGACCUGAAGGCACUGGAAAGUAUUUACGUUCUGUUUGUUUCUACUUCACGUUUUAUUUUUGAGAAAGACCACUGCUGAAACUCAUAAGUUAAGUAUCAAAGUCACGAAUUGCACCGAGAUACCCUCAUUCUACAUCUUUCUUGAGGCGAGGGUCUACUAUUGACUUAAACACAUUUAUGACAGAUGAGUGCAAGGAGGCCAAGAGCACCUGGGAGAAGGAGAAACUUGCCGCAGAGGAGCACAUGAACGAUUUGAUCCAGAAGCGGCAGUCCCUGGAACAUAUCCACAGCAAAUUUGCCGUACACGUACAAAUGCGGUCUGUGCAUGACAAAACUUGGCUCCGAUCGUAGUUUAGCAUGACAAGUUUGACACUCGAAAUUGCUGAGAUUUCUGAUGCGUCUUGUACAUAUGCAGGAAAUUUGUAUUGCAUAGAGCAGAGCAUGAAGCACCAGCAAGAGGCCUACGACGAGUUCCUGACGGUGAGCAAGGAAAACCUACGGGAAAAAAAAUUUUACAUGGACCAGCUCGGCUCAAAGACGCGGGACGCGGAGACAGAUCUGCUGAAGACGAAGGAAGAUCUGAAGUAUUUGUGUUUAUAGAAGAACCUCCGUUACAACCGUUUGCGAAACUGUUCGUCGAAUGUGUUCUGUAUCCUAUGUAUUAUGUUGUCACUCUCGGCUUUUGUUUAGCUGCUUCACUGCAAUAUGACCAUCACGAUUAAAUAUUCCUUACCGUGGUCCUCGCGAUGUUAUUCUCCCAAUAAAAUAUCAUUAGGACCGGCACCAACGAUCUUGCACGGAUCAAGCGCGAGGAAGCGAACCUGAUCGCGCGGCAGCUGGAAGCGCAGCACGAGCUCGAGAAGGCGUACCAGAACACGGUAAGGCUAGCCGAGGACGAGCGAGCCAGCUACGAAAACACACUGCUGCAAGAGCGCCGUGACGCCCAGCAACUCUACGAGAACUUUCAGAGAGUGCGGGAGGAACAGGCACUUACGUUCCAAGUAUAAUACGGGUUGGCAGUUUGUUGGUCGUUGUUUGAGAAGGAGAACAACGAAUGUUGACUUCGCACGAAUUAUAUUUUUGAAUUUGUUUGACGGUUUCUGGGGCUACCAGGAGCUGUUGGUUCCCAAGAACUGCAUCCGUUGUAAUUAGGAGCUACCAGCAGCAGAAUAGAAAGGAGCAUGUGCACCAGCUUUCGUAUCAAAUUAACAGAAAUGGGCCGAGGCGCCGAACCAGAAGAUUUCGAGCCUCGAGCGCGAGCUUUUGGAGCUCCAGGACCGCGCCAAAAUGGAGAUCAGCACUUUGCAAGCCAGCGUGAAGAGCUCCGCCAAGCAGCUGGAAUCAAUGGAAACGGAAGUCGCCCGGUUGCACGAACUGCAAGACGAGUCCGGCGCGGCUUGCGAGAAGGAGCGCGGGAUGCUGAAGGACAGAAAAGAGGCACAUCUGGAUGCUAGGCAACGCUUCGAGGACGACAGGAAAGCGGCGAAAGCGGUGAUUACCGAAGCGGAAUCGCAAUACCAACAUGCAAUGAAACAAUUGCAGGACAACAACCGAAAGUACAAAAUAUCAAUAUGAAUAUGUGGUAGCACAAGUGUUUUUUUUUGCACUCUACACCUACUUGAUCAACACUAUGCACCUGCGAUAUCUUGACACCUGCAGAAUCAACAGCUCAUUGCUUUUUUUCUAGGAGCUGGAGUUUAUUUUUCCUCUUUGUUUUUGCCCGGUUUUCGUUUUCAAAAUCUUAGUGUGUUGAGCGUAUGCAACACGCCGAACUUAUCAGGUCCGACUCCGAGAAGAAAAAGCUUCAGAUGGAGAUGGAAGAUGCGCGAACCGGAUUGGCUCGGCGCUUGGGUGAAACCGAGCGCGUCACCAACAGGCUGAUGACAGAGUAUGAAUCGCACCUCAGUGCGCUGGAUGUCAAGUUCAAAUGCGAAGCUGAGAGGAGCAAACAAAGGUAUAAUUCAAGGACGAAUUUGAGAAGUAGAAGUGCACUGCGUGAUUGAAGAUGAUGUCCCCUCGUGUUUACAAUUGCCAUGAAUUUUUCACUUAGCAGCUUCACGUGAUGUAAGAUAUCCGAGACAUCAUUGAUGAAAUCAAAGUGAUAAAGAUAAAACACUCCUCUCCAGGCUGGAUUCCAUGGUGCGUGAAAACGAGCAUCUCCGGCACGUCGUGGGUGAACAGCGGUACCCCAUCGUCGCCGAUAGCGACAUGGCCGCGCACCUCAACCGAAUGCAGUCUCGCGCGAACGACUUACGGUCGGAGCUUCGUCGGUAUAACUGAUGACGCAAGCACUAUGAAGCGAAAGUCGGCAUUUAUUCCGUUUGCCUUUUUCAUAUGCGCAAUUUUUUUUCAGCCCUAAAAAGGCGACAGAUUCUGCAUAUGACUACUUCCUUCGAACAAAAAUGCACACUAAUCUUCCGUUCCUCGCACUUGUUGCUACUUCUUCUGUAAUCUAGUAGCGCUGGAGGUUUACACUUUUCACUUCUUCAUGUGUAGUCUCGUGGAAGAACAACGGGACUUCUAUUUACUAUUCCUUCCACUUCGAAUUAAUGACAAUAAGUCGGACGCAGACCCGCUUGAUUAUCCUUGAAAAACAAAAUCACACAACGCAGUAAUAUUUGCAUCAGUAAAGCUAUCAGAUUCAGAAAGAGAAAUUUAAGCAAAGGAUACAAUCCCUAUCCCUCGUUAACAUCCGCAAAGCGAUGGAUGUUGCAAGGAAGAUUUGAUAAAAGAAUAUACUCAUGAUGAAAAAACAAAAACCCUGAAAUCUAGAGAAACAAGUUUGGCAUCACGCGCGCAUGCCUGGGAAUACGAAUACCAACACUGUAUAAUUUGAACAUCAC
Molecule: messenger RNA, 5687 nt
Organism: Amoebophrya sp. A120
Lineage: Eukaryota; Dinophyceae; Syndiniales; Amoebophryaceae
Source: the annotation of a GenBank genome assembly